GUGGUUUGAUACCCUGUAGAGCAAUUCCAUGCCUCCUCCCCCUCUCUCUCCCCCUCCUUUAAAAAAUAACGAGAGGUGUGCGAGUGUGUAUUUUUGUGUCAUUCUAUCCAGACCGAACAGACACAGCCUACUAUAAACUUAAAAGUGGACAGUGUAAACGGAAAGGUUAUAACAGUGCUACUCAAGCGCCUUCGCUGGUUCGGAUUUAAAACCCGAGGGAGGCGUCCUCUCAGUUUGGGUUCAAGUUAUUUUUUCCAUGGUAUUGGAUUGUAUUUUACCAUCCAUUGUAAGUGAAAUUUGUCCAGCACUUUUUCCACUUGGACUUGUCAACUGGGUAGAGAAAGCCUUGCCCAUUGGAGACAGGGAGAACGAGACACUUUAAAAGCAAAGACUGAGUCAAGUGUCUCGUCCUGUCAAAGCCAUGCCGGCUGGGUUUCAGCAACUCGGAGCGGAGAGAGUGACUGGAACCCUUGCCCUUUCUGUGUUCACUGCGGUUUUGGGGUCCCUUGAAUUUGGGUACAAUAUUGGUGUCAUCAAUGCACCCCAAAAGAUUAUUGAAAAGGACUACAAUGCUACAUGGAUCCACCGUUACAAGGAACCCAUACCCACUACUACCCUCACUUCCCUAUGGUCCCUAUCAGUGGCCAUCUUCUCCGUCGGGGGCAUGAUGUCUUCAUUUUGCGUGGGGUUCGUCUCUGAGUGGCUUGGCAGGAGGAAAGCCAUGCUCAUUAAUAACCUGCUGGCAUUCAUUGGUGGAGCCAUGAUGGGCAUGGCUAAGCUCUGCCUCUCAUUUGAGAUGAUGAUUUUAGGCCGUUUCAUCAUUGGUGCAUAUUGUGGGUUGGCGUCAGGGCUGGUACCCAUGUAUGUGGGUGAAAUUGCACCCACCAGUCUGCGAGGGGCACUGGGGACUCUGCAUCAGCUGGCCAUUGUUACUGGGAUAUUAUUUGCCCAGAUCCUGGGGCUGGAGUCCUUACUGGGCAGUGAAACACUGUGGCCAGUGCUCAUGGGAGUGACAGUACUACCGACUGUCCUGCAGAUGGCGCUCCUGCCCUUCUGCCCAGAGAGCCCACGCUAUCUCUAUAUCAUCCGCAGCCAGGAACACCAUGCCAAGAGUGGCCUCCGGCGGCUGACAGGGAUGCAGGAUGUGGGCAACGCCCUUGCAGAAAUGAAAGAGGAAAAGAGGAGGAUGGACAUGGAGAGGAAAGUGUCCAUCGCAGAGAUCUUUCGCUCACCGCUCUACCGACAGCCAAUCAUCAUUGCCAUCCUUCUCCAGCUCUCACAACAGCUGACCGGGAUCAAUGCUAUAUUCUACUACUCCACCAGCAUCUUCCAGAAGGCAGGGGUGCAGAGCCCAGUCUAUGCCACCAUCGGCGCUGGAACGGUCAACUGUGCCUUCACAGUGGUCUCGCUUUUUCUGGUGGAGAAGAUGGGUCGUCGAACACUUCACAUGCUGGGAUUGGGUGGCAUGUGUUUGUGUGCCAUCAUCAUGACCGUGGCUCUUGCUCUCUUGGAAAGCGUGCCGUCAAUGAAAUAUAUCAGCAUGCUGGCCAUCUUCGGCUUUGUGGCGUUCUUUGAAGUGGGCCCAGGGCCCAUCCCCUGGUUCUUUGUGGCCGAGCUUUUCUCCCAGGGUCCACGGCCAGCCGCUAUGGCUGUUGCUGGCUGUUCCAACUGGACCGCCAACUUCAUUAUCGGCAUGAGCUUCCAGUACAUCGCUGAUCUUUGUGGCCCAUAUGUCUUCCUCAUCUUUGCAGUUCUCCUCCUCUUCUUCCUUCUUUUCACAUUCUUCCGAGUGCCUGAGACACGGGGAAAGACCUUUGACCAGAUCUCUGCAGGCUUCCAACGUCGCCCAGUCAGCAUGAUGGACCUGGACAUGGGCAUGGACAUGGACAUGGACAUGGACCUGGACAAGGCCAGCACAGAGCUGGAGUACUUGGGGGAGGGAAGUCUGAACUGA
Anguilla anguilla (European eel) is the source of this 1954-nucleotide messenger RNA. Its product is annotated as solute carrier family 2, facilitated glucose transporter member 4-like. Gene Ontology annotation, molecular function: hexose transmembrane transporter activity. Gene Ontology annotation, biological process: monosaccharide transmembrane transport. Bases 422 to 1954 code for a protein of 510 amino acids. NCBI's taxonomy places the organism in Eukaryota, Metazoa, Chordata, Actinopteri, Anguilliformes, Anguillidae. The record is from RefSeq and is a predicted model, not a curated record. Gene Ontology annotation, cellular component: membrane. The transcript is spliced from 11 exons.